Erigeron canadensis is the source of this 2685-nucleotide messenger RNA. RefSeq names its product glutamate receptor 2.8-like. Gene Ontology annotation, biological process: G protein-coupled receptor signaling pathway. The record is from RefSeq and is a predicted model, not a curated record. Gene Ontology annotation, cellular component: plasma membrane. Gene Ontology annotation, molecular function: G protein-coupled receptor activity; glutamate-gated receptor activity. Bases 1 to 2685 code for a protein of 894 amino acids. The transcript is spliced from 5 exons. NCBI's taxonomy places the organism in Eukaryota, Viridiplantae, Streptophyta, Magnoliopsida, Asterales, Asteraceae.
AUGACGACGACGACGCUAAUACAUGGUGUUAAGAAUGGGAUACAAGAAGUUGGAGUAGGGGUGAUCCUUGAUUUGGAUUCCAAUGUCGGGAAGAGUAGUCGGGUUUGCAUUAUGUUGGCUCUUGAAGAGUUGUAUGGAACACAUCAAAACAACUUCACAACUAUCAUUCAACCACACUUCCGCGAUUCAAAACACGACGACUACCAAGCUGCUUCAGCUGCCAUAGACCUUAUAAAAAAUAGCCAAGUCAUGGCACUUCUUGGACCCCAACAAUCGUCACAAGCAGAUUUUGUUCUUGAGAUUGCAACUAGAUUCAAAGUUCCAGUAAUAUCUCCAGCGACAAGUCCUGAUUUCUCUUCAAAACAAAACCCUUACUUCAUCCGUAUAGCAGAUUCUUCCUCAACACAAGCUGAACCCAUUGCAGCCUUAAUCAAGUCAUUGGGUUGGACCCAAGUUGUAUUUAUUUAUGAAGAUUCUGAUUAUGGAAGAGGAUCAAUUCCGUAUUUAUUCAAUGCCAUGGAGAAUGUUGGUACACAAGUCAAGUGUUCUAUCCGUUUCUCCACUUCAUUUACGAACAAUCAAAUUUUACAAAAACUUUACAAGUUAAAAUCCAUGCACCUCCGAGUUUUUGUGGUACACAUGUUACCCCCUCUCGCCUCACGCUUUUUUGAGAAAGCAGGCGAAGUUGGAAUGAUGGAUCAAGGAUAUGCGUGGAUCAUCACUGAUGUGCUCACCAGUCUAUUACAUCAUUUGGGUCCUCGAGAUUUAGAUUAUAUGCAAGGCGUGAUAGGUGUAAAGCCUUAUAUGCCACGAUCCAACCUACUAAAUAACUUUGAAAGAAAAUGGAGAAUGAGGUUUCAAAAAGAAUACCCAGAUGAAAUGGAUAGAUUUGAACUUGAUGUGUUUGGGGUAUGGUUAUAUGACUUUGUUUUUGCUCUAGCAACCACGUUAAAGAGAGUAGAAGCUGAAUCAUGUCAUAUUGGAACCUUGGAAAUGAGAUCUAGAAUCCUUCCAAUGAUCCAAAAUGUAAGGCUUAAAGGGUUGAGUGGUGAUUUCCGUGUGGUUAAUGGACAAUUACAAACGCCGGUAGUUUACCAAAUAGUGAAUGUGAUUGAGAAUGAGGAGAAACGAAUUGGAUUUUGGAAUAAAAGAAAUGGAUUAUCGAUGCGACUAAAAAAAUCAGAGAGAUUAGAUUACAUGACUACUAACAAAGAUGAUCUUGGAGCCAUCACUUGGCCUGGUGAUACACAAGAAAUUCCUAAAGGUUUUGACCCAGACAAGAAGCUACGAGUAGGAGUUCCAGCUUUUGGCGCGUUUCGUGACUUAAUCUAUGCCUACAUAGAUCCUAUAACCAAUAGGACUAAUGCACAUGGAUUUUUCAUAGAUGUUUUCGGUGCAAUCAUAAAAGCAAUGCCAAAUGCUGUACAUUACGAGUUCUUCGCUUUUGAAAAUCCUGAUAGUCAAGAUUCUGCUGGAAGUUACGAUGACCUUGUUCAGCAGGUUGCUCUUGGGACAUAUGAUAUGGUGGCCGGAGAUGUUACCAUCCUAGGAAACAGAGCAGACAUUGUUGAUUUCACUUUGCCCUAUUCCGAGUAUGGAGUUGGCAUGCUUGUUCCAGUUAAGGUUGACAAUAGAAAGAAUGCAUGGAUUUUCAUGGAGCCUCUGGAAACAAAGCUAUGGAUAACAAUAGGGGCGUUUUUCAUUUACACUGGGUUUGUUGUUUGGGUUCUAGAGCAUCGCAUAAACCAAGAAUUCCGUGGCCCUCCUCGUCAACAAGUAGGAAUGAUUUUUUGGUUUUCCUUCUCUACCCUUGUUUUUGCACAUAGGGAGAAGAUGAUAAACAACUUGUCAAGAUUUGUGAUGAUAGUGUGGGUAUUUGCUGUUCUCGUGUUGUCCUCCAACUACACUGCAAGCUUAGCAUCAAUGCUAACUAUACAAAAACUUGAACCAGCUUUUAAGAGUAUAAGUGAACUAAUAGCAAGAGGAGACUACAUAGGAUGCCAAAAUGGUUCUUUUGUGGGAGAUAUGCUCGUCAAAGAUAUGGGUGUUCGUAAUGAUAAGUUGAAGAAAUAUACACAAUUCCACGAGUACGCAAAAGCCCUUUCAGACGGGAGUAGAAAUAAUGGAGUUUCUGCUAUUGUUGAUGAGAUCCCUUAUCUUAAGAUGUUGCAGGCAAAACAUUGUAACAAGUACUAUAUGGUUGGUCCAAUCUACAAUUCACUGGGUUUUGGCUUAGCAUUUCCAAAAGGAUCACCACAUGUAGCGGAGUUCUCAAGAGCAAUCUGUUCGGUCGUAGAAGGUCAAAUGACAAACAUCUCAAACAAAUGGUUUGGAAACAAAGGCGACUGUCCCCAGCAAAACGAGGCAGUUCAACCUUUUAACAAACUAACUUUGGCUAGUUUUAAAGGUCUUUUUCUGAUCGCUGGUUUGUCUUCAACCUUUGCGUUUAUGGUAUUUUCUUGUUCGUUCUUGUAUGACAACCGAGAGAUAUUAGCGUCCCAGGAUUCGAUGCAGGAGAAGUUGGUCAAGAUCAUACGACGCUUUGAUGCGGCGAAAGACAAGAAAGCAUAUGAAAUACAAACGGAUACAAACAAAAUGUUUGAUAGUCUUGUAUAUGUUGAGGAGACUAUGCCAAAAGCUCCUGUACAAGGUUUAACAUUUGCCGAACAUCAAGGCUAUAGCUAG